Porites evermanni is the source of this 393-nucleotide messenger RNA. The record is from the annotation of a GenBank genome assembly. NCBI's taxonomy places the organism in Eukaryota, Metazoa, Cnidaria, Anthozoa, Scleractinia, Poritidae.
AUGCUCAGGGUGAGCGGCCUGUCAGCUAAACAGUGUCAAUUUGUUCAACCCAAUGGAGAGGCAUACGUUAUUUAUGGGGAUCCUGCCUAUGGCAUUACACAGAACAUUAUUGCUCCAUUCCGUCAAGCACACCUUACAGAUGAUGAGCAGGAAUUUAAUACAAGAAUAAGCAAAGUUCAAACAUGUGUGGAAUGGGGUUUUAGCAAAAUCUGCCAAAAUUUUGCGUAUUUAGACUUUAAAAAGAACUUAAAGAUCCUUUUACAGCCCGUGGGUAAAUAUUAUUUAGUUGCAUGUAUUCUUAUCAAUGGUCACGCCUGUUUAUAUGGGUCACAGACAACCACUUAUUUUAGUUUAGAGCUGACAUCCCUGGAAACAUAUCUAUCCAACCCGUGA